Messenger RNA from Propithecus coquereli (Coquerel's sifaka), 432 nucleotides. RefSeq names its product cystatin 8 (cystatin-related epididymal specific) (gene CST8). Gene Ontology annotation, molecular function: cysteine-type endopeptidase inhibitor activity. Gene Ontology annotation, cellular component: extracellular region; cytoplasm; cell surface. The record is from RefSeq and is a predicted model, not a curated record. NCBI's taxonomy places the organism in Eukaryota, Metazoa, Chordata, Mammalia, Primates, Indriidae. The transcript is spliced from 3 exons. The coding region runs from base 1 to 432 and encodes 143 amino acids.
AUGAGCAGACCCUGGUGGCUCUCCCUGUUCCUCCUCACCCUUCCUAUGGCCCUGGUGGCCGGCACAGACCCAGGAAAGAAUGAGUUGACGACGGAGUUGAGGACAUUUAAAACCAUCAACACCACAAGCUCCAAUGUGAAGCAGUGUCUGUGGUUUGCCAUGAAGGAAUACAACAAAGAGAGUGAGGACAAGUAUAUCUUCAUGGUGGCCAGAGUGCUGCGGGCCCAGAUGCGGGUCACACAUUGUCUGGAAUACAUUAUUGAUGUUGAAAUUGUCCGCAGCAAUUGCAAAAAGAUCUCAAGCAAUAAUGAAAGCUGUGCCAUUCAAAGAAACUCUAAACUGGAAAAGAAAGUAAGUUGCAGCUUUUUUGUGGAAGCGCUGCCCUGGAAUGGCGAGUUCAAUUUGAUAAAGAAAGAGUGUGACGACGCCUGA